Knipowitschia caucasica is the source of this 768-nucleotide messenger RNA. The record is from the annotation of a GenBank genome assembly. Lineage: Eukaryota; Metazoa; Chordata; Actinopteri; Gobiiformes; Gobiidae.
AUGGCGGCCGCAGACGCAGCACUGGAGAGGGGGUCCUCCUUCAUGGAUCCGCUCAGAGGAUUACUGCUGACUUAUCUCAUGCCAGAGUCCUGUUAUGACGAGUUCUUCCUCAACUUUAACUUCUUACACGUUCCAUGUUUGAAGGUUGUGAUCAGCAAAGGUCUGGGCAUCGGCAUCAUCCUGGGAUCAGUCCUUGUGAAGCUUCCUCAGAUCCUGAAGCUUGUAGGAGCCUCCAGUGCUGAGGGUCUGAGCCUGAAGUCUGUUCUUCUGGAGCUGGUGGCCAUCACUGGAACCAUGGCCUACAGCAUCAUCAACCAGUUCCCCUUCAGUGCGUGGGGAGAGGCGCUCUUCCUCAUGCUGCAGACACUGAUCAUCGCCUUCCUCAUCCUCCACUACAACCAAAGGAGCAGCACAGGAGUGCUGCUGGUGCUGCUGUAUGGGGUGGUCCUGGCUGUUCUGCUCUCCCCCAUCACUCCCCCCUCCCUCAUCACGACCCUGCAGGCUUCUAACAUGCCCGCUGUGGUCAUCGGACGGCUGAUCCAGGCGGUCACCAACUUUCAGAACGGCCACACUGGUCAGCUGUCGGCAGUGUCUGCCUUCCUCCUUUUCUCCGGCUCUCUCGCUCGAAUAUUCACAUCUAUGCAGGAGACUGGUGAUUCUCUAAUGGCUGUCACGUACAUGGUCUCGUCUCUGUGUAAUGGAAUCCUGGUGCUGCAGCUGCUCUACUACUGGAACACGCAGCCACCAACCAAGACCAAGGCGGACUAG